CGCCCGCCACGAGCGGCGCCGGCCCGCCCGUCGCGGAGGGGGUGGCGGCAGAGCGUACCAAGCCCGACGCAAAAACAGCCCCAUGCGCGUUCGCCGCAUCUACAACAGCAACCACCAGCAGCAGCAACAGCAGCCGCGAUGGGCGCAGCCGGAGUCAGCCGCCACCACGGCGCAUCACUGGCGCGUCCAGGAAUCGAUCCAGCAGCAGCAGCAGCAGCAUCAUCACGCAAUCAUGCACCAGCUGCAAGAGCAAGAGUUCCAGAAUCUGCAGCAACAGCAGGCCCUCCAGCAGCAGCUCCAGAGGCUGCAGGAGCAGGAGCAGGAGCACUCCGCAGCGGCGUCCCCGAACAGCACGGGGCUAGAGCCACGCCCCGUCCACCCCCCCGCCACUCCUCCCGUCGUGCAAACCACCAUCCUCGAACGGGCCCCGUAUAGCCCCCCUCCCGGGGAGACGAUCAGCCCCUCCGCGCUGGCCGGGUACCCGAUGGAUGUGGACCAGAGGAAGCCCGCUGCCGCUUUCCCCGCGAAGGCAGAUGGGAGUUACUCGCAGGAUUACUGGAACGGGAAGUUCUUUACAAGGUCUUUACUGUCGAAGAAUUGAGCCCAACAACCCACUGCUCUACUCCACUG
Aspergillus aculeatinus CBS 121060 is the source of this 630-nucleotide messenger RNA. RefSeq lists its product as uncharacterized. The record is from RefSeq and is a predicted model, not a curated record. The transcript has a single exon. The coding region runs from base 83 to 601 and encodes 172 amino acids. Lineage: Eukaryota; Fungi; Ascomycota; Eurotiomycetes; Eurotiales; Aspergillaceae.